This is a messenger RNA of Thamnophis sirtalis, 731 nucleotides long. The record is from RefSeq and is a predicted model, not a curated record. NCBI's taxonomy places the organism in Eukaryota, Metazoa, Chordata, Lepidosauria, Squamata, Natricidae.
UAUCUUAUAUUUCUUCCUCUCGGAAACACGAUAACAUUAAAGAUGAUUCUGAGGAACUCAAGCCAGUUAUUGACGGAAUGGAUGGCAUCAAGAUCUCACAGGGGCUUGGCCUUCAAGACUUCGACCUGAUCAGAGUCAUUGGACGAGGAAGCUAUGCCAAAGUUCUUUUAGUGCGGUUGAAAAAGAACGAUCAAAUUUAUGCAAUGAAGGUCGUCAAGAAGGAAUUAGUUCACGACGAUGAGGAUAUUGAUUGGGUGCAAACCGAAAAGCAUGUCUUUGAGCAGGCAUCCAAUAACCCUUUUCUAGUUGGCUUACAUUCCUGUUUUCAAACGACAAGUCGGUUGUUUCUUGUUAUAGAAUAUGUGAAUGGGGGUGACCUCAUGUUUCAUAUGCAACGGCAGAGGAAACUUCCAGAGGAACACGCAAGGUAUUGCGAAUCUAUCUAUCUUUCUUUCUUUCUUUCUUUCUUUCUUUCUUUCUUUUUAGACCUUAUUCCCAGUCAGGUGACAGGGCUCAAGACAGGACCUCGUUUGGGUCCAGGGGUAGUCACCAAACUUCUAGCGGAGGCAGAAAUUCUGCUGGUUGCCCCGCACUGGCCCAGGAGGUCCUGGUACGCGGACCUUGUCAGCCUCUCCAUCCAGAAGCCGUGGAGAAUCCCUCAGGAUCAGAUCUCCCUCAGCCAGGGGGCCAUCAACCACCCGGACCCCCAGUGGUUCCAGUUGGCCGUCUAG